UGACUUACGUCAGUGUGGGUGUUUCGGUGUCGGCAGCCAUUAUUCUACGUAUUAAAUUGCAAUUUUUGCUGUUUUGCAUUAAAGUAUUUCUAAAACAGAGAAAUUAACUAUUUUCUAUAAUAUCUGUAAUAUUAUAAUUUUCAGUUGAAAUAUAUUUAUACUGUGAUAAUGAAUCCGGAAUACGACUAUUUGUUCAAACUUCUCCUCAUUGGUGAUUCUGGUGUGGGCAAAUCUUGCCUACUGCUCAGGUUUGCUGAUGAUACAUACACAGAAAGCUACAUCAGUACUAUUGGUGUAGACUUUAAAAUUCGGACUGUAGAACUAGAUGGGAAAACAAUAAAAUUACAAAUAUGGGACACAGCUGGGCAAGAGCGGUUUAGAACAAUCACAUCAUCAUAUUACAGAGGGGCACACGGCAUCAUCAUUGUUUAUGACUGCACAGAUCAGGAUUCAUUCAGCAAUGUGAAACAAUGGCUGGAGGAGAUUGACCGCUAUGCAUGUGAUAACGUUAACAAGCUUCUGGUUGGAAACAAGUGUGAUCUUACCACCAAGAAGGUUGUCGACUACACAACAGCUAAUCAAUACGCGGAGCAGCUCGGUAUCCCGUUCCUGGAGACGUCUGCGAAGAAUUCUACGAAUGUGGAGCAGGCGUUCAUGACGAUGGCUGCGGAGAUUAAGGCACGCGUUGGUCCGCCAUCUGCUGGCGCACCACCUGGUGCAGCAGUCAAGAUAGAUCAGGGCCGUCCAGUGGAUACCGGCAAGUCCUCCUGCUGCUGAAUGCGCACACGGCUGGCAGCGAGAUGCAGAGCGCGCCGGCCGCCGCACUCACAACAAAUGCAAUCACCACAAAAAACCUUUCACGAUCGCAAAUUUAUUAUAAAUUAAAUUAAAUAAAUAAAUUAACAAUAGUGUUGUGCGCAGUCGCGCUACGUAACCCUAUAACUUCACUGCACUGAUAUUAAUGCAUAUUGUUAUCUCUUUGACAAAAUAGAGACUAAAAUAUGUAUUGAUACAAGUAAGUGCAGUGGAAACCCACUGCAACGCCAGCUAACUUCUCCUAAGUUGCUAAUGUCCGAUAUAUUGUUAGUUAAAAGAUGGUGAGAUGUAUGGGUGUAUGUUUAUACAUGUUUAUAUAUAAAAUGAAUAUCGUAGGUUAAUUAUUUUGUGCUGUAUUCCAAAAUAGGGAUCAUCUGAAUUGAAAUUUGGAAUGAACGGAAUGGAGUCUGUGUACUAGGGAUGUGCGGUGUUGUGAUAAGAAAUAUCGAUUACAGUUGUACGUGUUUUGGAAUCGAUUCU
This is a messenger RNA of Papilio machaon (common yellow swallowtail), 1296 nucleotides long. RefSeq names its product ras-related protein Rab-1A (gene Rab1). The transcript is spliced from 5 exons. The coding region runs from base 169 to 777 and encodes 202 amino acids. Gene Ontology annotation, molecular function: GTP binding; GTPase activity. NCBI's taxonomy places the organism in Eukaryota, Metazoa, Arthropoda, Insecta, Lepidoptera, Papilionidae. The record is from RefSeq and is a predicted model, not a curated record.